Molecule: messenger RNA, 2829 nt
Organism: [Torrubiella] hemipterigena
Lineage: Eukaryota; Fungi; Ascomycota; Sordariomycetes; Hypocreales; Clavicipitaceae
Source: the annotation of a GenBank genome assembly
AUGGAAGAUCAGCCACGGAUAAUAGAGGAUAACUCGUCUGAUGCCGACUCAGACCUGGAGGAACUACAAAGCGACAUUGCCAAGUUUGACGAAUCAGUGAGAGAAUUCUUAACAUCACACAAUGGUAAUGGUGAUAGAUCAACGCCCGGCCGGAGAGGUGGCCGAGGCCGAGGAUCGCGUGGUCCGCGCAAGGCAGCAAAACCGCGAGGAGACAUCACCGCGCGACUAGCAAAGGUUAACCAGGCAUUUUUGGGCGGAGACUACGAUCGUGCACUUGACCUAGUAUCAGAGGUUAUCAGGAUAAACGCUGAAACUCACCAAGCGUGGACAGCCCUUGCAUCAAUAUUUCGCGAGCAGGGCAAUGAAGAGCGCGCUCUGGCAGCCAUGGUAUACGCAGCCCAUCUACGGCCAAAAGAUGUACCUGGCUGGUUAUCCUGUGCUGCGUAUGCACUAGAGACGACCGAUGCAGAUGGUCAAAUAAACCUGAAAACAGCAAGACUAUGUUACUCUGCAGCACUCAAGGCAGAAUUCGACAAUCUCGAUGCUAGGAUGGGAAAAGCAGCCAUUUGCCACCAGCAAGGGCAUUUUGCCCAAGCUAUAACCGAGUAUAACCUGGCUCUGCGCAGUCGUCCAGCCGACCUUGAUAUUGUCCGAAAGAUGGCCGAAGCAUGUGUCGACAACCAAUAUCAGCCGACAUCAGUGGGAUAUGCCAUUGCUGCAUAUGGGCGUUUCUUCGCAGUCGCACAAGCAGCAUCCGCAGGCUAUCUACUGGAAGACCUUUGGUAUGAUAUCGGUGUUUACGUGGAUUUGUUUGCCGCAACAAGUCGCCACAAGGAAGCGAUUUUUGAGCUCCGUCGACUGUCCCGGUGGAUUUUAAGGCGCGAGGUAGAGAACUUUUGGGAUGAUCUACGGGAGGAUGAUAGAGAAUGGGAUUUGGAAAAUGACCGUCGAGAACAAAUACCGUCGUUCCAAACAGGAAUAUUCCCAAAGGCAUCGUAUGGCGAGUCAAUGCCACCUGAUUUGCGGGCUCGCCUGGCUACGUACAGGCUCAAAAUUGGCAACCAAGAGGAAGCUUUCAGGCAUUUGACCUCAAUACCAAUAGGUUCGCCGACCACCGUUGAUCUAGCGUACGAUUUUCCAGUCCUCACAUAUGAACUGGCGGAAGCAUUACUGGCGAAUAAAAGCUAUGAAAUAGCUCUCGGGUAUUUCAACAUUUUGAGAUCAAAUGCGACAGAGUCGGAUGCUGUUAUUUUACUUCAACUCGGACGCUGUUAUCUGGGUAUGAACCAAUCUUCAAGGGCAGAAGAGCUGUUUCUUGAGGCUAUCGAUGCGGAUGAGGACAUAAUCGAAGCACGCAUUGAGUUGGCCAACAUGUACGAAAAGGCAAAGGAAAACGAGGAGGCACUGAUUUUGACGGCUGAGGCGAUUGCUCUUCGAGAGGCUCGUGACUACGCUGAGGCUGGGGUAGAUGAAGUGCUGACUAGCCGCCGACAAAAUGCCAUGGCAGCUUAUGGACAAAAGAAUUUACCGCGCCGAGCCUCCGCUGGUGUCAUACCUCGGCGUUAUCGAUCUAAGCGCUUCGCUGGACCUGAUCAAAGGAAGCAGGAUGAGCAAGCCCGUGCUCUGAAGCUUUCUCGACAAUAUGACCUCGUAAAGAAUCUCAAAUCGAGAGCCAAGGGUGGAAAUCGAGAACUGGUGUCUCAAUGGAUGGAGGCAUCGAAAAAUUUGGUGGAUGAUUUCCGGUCACUGAAGAGAUUCUACUCGUGGGACAAGUAUCUCCAUUUCGUGAGCUUGAGCAGCGCCCAGGGCGCCGCUAAUGAACAAGGGGCGAAUUCCGCACUCUCACAAAUGUAUCAACGACUCAGUCAAAAUAUAACGCCAGGCGCACACGACCAGGAAAACGGCGGAGUUGUGCAGACUCCCGAACUACAUCAGGGUAUCUCUUUCGACGACUGGUUAGAAAUUUUCCUAGAUUAUGCCAUUGGAUUGGCGAUUGAGUAUAAGAGGGAAGACUCUUACCGAAUCUGCACUGCUGCCCGUGAUUCGACCGUCUUUCAAUCUCCGGAGCACAGCUUCCAGAUUUAUGUGGCUUGGGGAGUCUGCGCAGUAUACUCAAAUGAUGAAGAAACUUGCGUAAUGACAGCCCGGCAACUGAUGAGAGAUGGUACUGUUUCGGACUCCUAUCGGUUAUUUGGCCUUCUUUCUAAGAUUUGCCAAUCUCCCGUUUCAUGGUACACGUCCGGUCCAGCCCAAAAAUAUAUCCUUCGCCAAAUCAAAGCCAUAGACUCAGCCUACAUGUCUUCCUCAUCAAGUUCUGGGCUAAAUAACCCGGCUAACAUUCGAGAUGCUGCAGCUACAAUGGAUGUUUGCUUGCUCAUGUUGUAUGGGCAUAUCCUCUUUACAUCAACAAGUUAUACUUAUGCGAUAGGCUACUUUCUUAGGGCUUUGGCAGUAGAUCCUGAAAACCCCAUGGUUCAGUUUAGCCUUGGUCUAGCCUACAUACACUACGGACUCAAGCGUCAAGCAACCAACCGCCAGUACUUGCUUUUGCAAGGUCAAUCAUUCAUUGGCCGAUAUUUGGAGGCUGAUGGAGGAGAUCACACUCGUCCAUUGGCUGAGAAAUAUUAUAAUGUGGGAAGAGCAUUCCAAUUGCUUGGACUCGCGAACAUUAGCAACGACUUUUAUGCAAAAGCCAAGUACAGCAAUCAAGGGCCUGACCAGGAUCGAACUCUAGAAGUGAUGACUUCACUUAAUAUGGCUUUGGCAUACAUGAUUUCGGGGAGCAACGAAAGAGCAUUUGCCACGAUAAAAGAAGGCAUUAUUCUAUGA